Messenger RNA from Theobroma umbraticum, 1282 nucleotides. Its product is annotated as FCS-Like Zinc finger 14-like. NCBI's taxonomy places the organism in Eukaryota, Viridiplantae, Streptophyta, Magnoliopsida, Malvales, Malvaceae. The record is from RefSeq and is a predicted model, not a curated record.
UUUCUUCGUUGGCCGUACAAACCAGAGAGAGAGAGAGAAGGGAAGAGAGAAAGGGCGAAAGAGAAGUGCAGAGAAAAGCUGAAUGAAACAAUAAAGAAACAAGGCUGUGGUCUCUUCCUCUCUUUCUCUCUCAAAAAGGGAAUCUCUUUACUUGCUUGCUUCUCAUUCGCUCUUUUCGGUUUUUUCCUUCUGCUUUAAUCCCCAUCUCCUUUUGUUCUCCUGGAAAUAGUCAGGGCCCCUUGUUGAAAGAAGAUGCUCGGAAAUUGAGAGCCCAACGAAUCCUUCCAAUUAAAUUCUCAGCUUUCUUGAUCGAAUUGCAAGAGUCUGAGGGGUAUUUUCCUAGAAAAUGGAGAAUUUUGGUGGGAAAAAGAGAUCCGCAAUCAAUCUGAAGCUGUUCACCACUCUCUCGGAGUCAUUUUCCAGUCCAAACCCAACAAAAUCCCCAAGGAACUUCCAAGACGGAGUGGUUGGGCUAGGCAUAGUAGCCGCUAUGACUGAUUCCAGCAAUACCCAUGAAGCUAUUUGCUUUGCUCGAUCGCCAAGAUCCACCCCCAUACCAAUAGUAUCAUCCGCUAAAGCAGCAGCCAACUUCAGAGGUGGCCGUAAUUCGGAGAGCUUGGAUGAAUUAUCUGAGAAUUACACUUGUGUAAUUUCUCAUUUUGGCGACAAUUUGAUCAAGAAACAUGUUUACUUUGGUGAUGAAGAGAAGAAUUCCAGUGUUUUCACUGCCUCCUCUUCUUCGGCUAAUAAAAGUGAUGUUGGUCAAGUCAAGAGGGAGAUUUGGAGUGAUGACUUUUUGAGUUCUUGUCAUCUUUGCAAGAGGGAACUUCAUGGUUUGGACAUUUUCAUGUACAGAGGGGAAAGAGCAUAUUGCAGUGCAGAGUGCCGUGACAAACAAAUAACAAGUGAUGAUCACAAAGAAAUAUGUGGGCGUGAAGCCAGGAAGCAACUCGACUGCUCUGUGUCUCCUUGCUCUGGGCCGGAGGUGUUCUUCGCAGGGGUUGCUGCCGCAUAAUAGACAGUUUAAUCAAACACCUAUAUAUAUAUAUAUAUAGAAGGAAGGGGAGGAAACAGCGUUCAUUGGAAAGGAUGUCUGAAUGAAAAAACCAAUAGUUUGUUUGUAUGAGCUAGGAGCGGCACCUUGCAGCAUUCUGAUUGCAAGAAUCCUUCCUUGAGAGGCAUAUGAGAUUUCUUUCCUUUUGGCAUUCAGAAAUUUAGAAACCCCCCAAAAAAUGUUUUCUAAUAUCUUCAAUUUCAGCAGUGUUCACUAUAUUAAUUAUUA